UUGUGAAAUCUGUGCAGGGUGGAACAGUAAUCCUGGUAGUUUAAUUUACUCCUUGCGCCAGAACCCUCCUCCGCCCGGGAUCCUCCUACCUGAGAAACCUCAAACAGAAUAACAGACAUAAUGAUACUUACUAGAAGCAGAAAACAUAAGGGUAUGCACACCAUGAUUAUAAUCACGUAAAAUAUGCGUCCGUGUACUAUUCUAAGACUCUACAGGAAGGGGAACUUUGUAAAUGUGAUACAUUAGAGGGGUGAGUUUCCCCCGUUCAUUCGUUACUGUUGCUAAAAAUGUCAUACAGAAAAAGACAAAAAGUUGACAGAUAACUUAAAAAUGGUGUUAUUUUUCCAAGAGAUGUACUUCUUUUACACUAAACAUCUUUCCUAUUUUGUCCCGAUUGGUCACAAAUGUAUGCUCUUUUUACAGAGGAGAAAAUACUGCCCCCGUUGAAGAACAAAGCUGAACCUACAAAUCUGGCUUCUGAGUUAAGAGAAAAAUGGGUGAUUAAUCCAGAAGAGCCAAAAUUAGAGAUUUUAUGUCAGCUGGAGUUUAAGGACGACUUCAUCAAACUGUUUGAGCCUUCUCUGAGAACAUUACCCAGCAUUGGGCCACCAUCCAUUUUGACAUACAAACCAGAGAUUUCCAAUAUAAACAUUAAAUACAAGGAGGAAGAGGAGGAGCUAUUGCCUAAGUGUGAAUACUGUGGAAGCGAUCUACGAACAUUCCUUUCCCGUAUGGAUUUUUACUCUGACUAUGCUAGCAUUCAACCAAUAAAACGCGACUCCUGUUGUGUUCAUUUCCAAAAUCUAGUCGAAUAUAUCUCUGUUGAAGAACAAAAAAUCCAAAGCUCUGGUGAUGAACUGAUCUGCAUUAACCCUCACGCAGCCCACGGCAGUGAAGUCGAUAGACUCAAAGCAAAGGAAAAAGCCCUGCGGAGAAAACAGGAGCGACAAAUGGCCAGACGUCUUGCAGUAGUAUCAAAUGAAGAGGCUAAUUUCUCGGAAGAAGAGUCAAGGCGCUUAAAAACAAUUUCUUAUCAACUCUCCGUGGAUAUUCCAGAAAAGAAGCUAUCUGAAAAGAGUAUGUUUGAUUUUCAAGCAGAAACCAUUAUCUGUUGUGAUUCUAGGAUAGCGUGUGGAAAGACUCUCAUGGAGGACGAACUCUUAGAGAAGAACUACAAACACGGGAACAAGUUUCUGACUUCAUUUCCAGAUGGGACAACACAAAUAUUCUACCCAUCUGGAAACCUAGCCAUCAUCCGAGUGCCCAACAAGAUAAAUGGCUUCACCUGUAUAAUCCAAGAAGACAUGCCCGCUAACCCUGCGAUCCUGGCGCUGCUGGAUUCCUCUGGCAGAAGUUCCUGCUAUCACCCCAAUGGAAAUGUCUGGGUAUGCAUCAAUAUCUUGGGAGGUCAGUAUUCAGAUCAAGCAGGCAACAGAGUCAGGGCUUGGAAUUGGUCAAGUUCUGUCGCUUCCAUGCCCUUCGUUUCAUUCAAACCGGUCUUUUUGGCUUUGAACCAUUACAUUGGAGUUCGCAUUUUAGAACAAGACAAAAUUUCAAUCACUUUUCUAGCAAUGGGCCAACAGGCAAGAAUCAGCGUCGGAACCAAAGUGAAGCUACCAAACCCUGAGGAGAUUCCAGUCCUCCGAUACCUGAGUGGGGAUGACCUUCUUCUGCUGGCCAGCUUAAUAAAGAUUCGACGCCUAUUUCAUAAACUAGAAGGAUGUGUGAAUUUUCCCUCAAGCCAAGUUUGGGGUAAACUAAAGCAACCCUCUUACCUUUCUUCACUGUCUCUAAAGCUAAUUGCCCUCUGUCACAAUUCCGGUAUAAAGCAAGAUACAAUGGCAACAAUAACAGGUAUAAUAAAUGAGAAAAUUUAACUAAGGGUGAUGGUGCUUUCGUUUGUUUUUUGAGGGAGGUUUUUUUUGGUGGGGGAGGGUAGGAAGGUUUAAGAAAAGUGUACAAAAUGCUUAGGAAAUACCAAGAAACAUGCCUUGUUAUAAAUUUAGAAUUGAGAGCACAUCCUCAUUUGUCUUGGUGGGAAAACUAAACAACUUACUUACUGGACACCAGAGAAUGAGCAAAUCAGCAGAAGUGUCGGCAUCAGUCUGGGUUCUAACGGAAAUAAAGAAAGCAGGAAGGAAUUAGAUGUUUACCGAAACCGGAAACCUUUGGAAGGGCUGGGGAAGGGAAAGUCAGGGAAAAUCCCUGCUGGCUUUCGGGAAAUCAGAAAG
Messenger RNA from Trichechus manatus latirostris (Florida manatee), 2231 nucleotides. RefSeq names its product glutamate rich 6 (gene ERICH6). The record is from RefSeq and is a predicted model, not a curated record. Bases 405 to 1877 code for a protein of 490 amino acids. NCBI's taxonomy places the organism in Eukaryota, Metazoa, Chordata, Mammalia, Sirenia, Trichechidae. The transcript has 11 exons.